UCACUACACUAACAUAAACAUUGCAAUCAUGGGGACGGGUCGCCAUUACAUAUCGCUCUGUAAUUGUUAUUACUGAGUUUGAGAAGGAGAUUGGUUAUGUCAAAUGUACUAUGUAGCGCGCGUUUAUAAUUUUUUCUUGAAUCAAAACAAACUAACUUCUAAUAUUUGAUUAGUUUAUUUAUUGAUUUAAAAGUAAAUAAAGAUGGCUCCGCCUCGGCGUAUUCUGAGACAACAAUUAGAGAUUUUAAUGAAUUUCUUGGAGGAAAACAAAUAUAUGUCUAAAGGAUUAAUGCCGGGUGCGCCGGUCUCUCAUCAAAAAACUCGACAGAAGUGGGCAAUUUUAGCUAAACAACUUAACGCAGUACAGUCAGGGGCAUUGAAGACGCCUGAUGGAUGGAAAAAGUACUGGUUUGAGUGGAGACACAAGUGCAGAAAAAAAGCAGCAAAUGCAAGGAGGUUUCGGUCAGGGUCUGAAGGAGGUUCAAACAGAUUUAUCCCACUCAAUGACCUAGAAGUCAGAGUUUUAGAACUAAGUGGCAAAGGCUCUGUUUCCACUGCCGUGUCCUCAUCUAGUCAGAAUGAUAACUUCACAGGCGAUUCGGAUUCUGAACCUUUAGAAAAUCUUAAAUUAAAACAUACACCAAGCACUUCAAAACUUGGACAAUCAGUUGGACCUGAAUCUCCAAUAGAUGAUAUUCCCAGUAGAGUGUCACCACCACCAAAGUGGGCGAUAGACUUUGAAGAAAGGAGAUUAGCGGCUGAAGAGAGGAUAGCAGAUGCACUAGAGUCUAUGGCUAAUAUCAUGAAGAGUCAGGAGGAAAGACGGGGCUUGUUAGAGGAACGGAUAGCUGAUGCUCUCACAGCCAUAGCUGGGACAGUACAGGAUCUGAACAGUGGAGUACAAGAUGCACUGCAACAAUUACAUCCAGUACAAGCUAAUGUUUUCUACAGACAUUAAAUAAUGUCAAAAAUUAUAUGAGUGGAAUUAAAACGCACGACAUGAUGUGCCAUAUCAUGGAAAAAAUAACUUUAAAGAGGUUUAAAGGAUAUUUAUAACAUAUUUUUAUGGCAAUUCUAAUACUAUGUUACUACUUUUAGUACACACUUGCAAUAUUAAUGUAAAUAGUGAUAGGAGAUAUUUUGCUGUAAGACAUGAACUGAUUGUAGUCUGAAUUGUUAUUCAGGGAUUGUCCUGUGUUAGGGAUUAGUGCAACUCGUUCUAUUAUUUUAUUUUAAAUAGGUAUAUUUAAGUACAUGUAGUUUUUUGACACAUUUUAUAGUCAUACUGCUCAGCCCCACCUUUGAAAUAAAGCUUGUAAAUAAUUAUUAUUUUUAGUAUGUGAUAGAACAUCAAUAAUUAUUGAAUUAUAUUAUUAUUUAUUA
Spodoptera litura is the source of this 1383-nucleotide messenger RNA. RefSeq lists its product as uncharacterized. The record is from RefSeq and is a predicted model, not a curated record. NCBI's taxonomy places the organism in Eukaryota, Metazoa, Arthropoda, Insecta, Lepidoptera, Noctuidae.